This is a messenger RNA of Exophiala spinifera, 774 nucleotides long. RefSeq lists its product as uncharacterized. Gene Ontology annotation, molecular function: carboxylic ester hydrolase activity; palmitoyl-(protein) hydrolase activity. Gene Ontology annotation, biological process: protein depalmitoylation. Bases 1 to 774 code for a protein of 257 amino acids. The record is from RefSeq and is a predicted model, not a curated record. Gene Ontology annotation, cellular component: cytoplasm. The transcript has a single exon. Lineage: Eukaryota; Fungi; Ascomycota; Eurotiomycetes; Chaetothyriales; Herpotrichiellaceae.
AUGCCCACAAUGCCCAAGGCAAGCGACUUUCCUGCAUCUCUGAACCCGGUCAUCCACCUCCCUCCCAACACCACGGCAACCAAUGUCAUCCUGUUCCUGCCCGGGCUGGGCGACAACGCCACAAACUUCUCCUCGUUCCCCCGUGCCCUGAACCUGCCCGACGCACUGACGAUAACCCUCAACCCACCGUUUCCCCUGCCCGUCCCGCUCGACCCUGACGGUACAUCUCGUUCCUGGUCCGAGGAUCUCCACGUCGACACGGCGACCGGAUCUCUCGAUGCGGACCCGGACUCGUCGCCCGUGACUCGCGCCGUCAACCUCGUCGCCCACGACGUCAUCCGCGACACGCUGGUCGCCAAGCACGCCUACCGCCCGGACCACAUCCACCUCUUUGGAUUCGGGCAAGGAGGCUCAGUCGCCCUGGCGGUGCCGUUGCAUGCGUCGCUGUCGUCGUCGCCUUCGGUGACAUUGGGAGGCGUCAUGGCCAUUGGCGGGGUGCUGCCUCUGGACACUCUUCCGAGCGAUUCAGAAUCCAAAAACCGGACUCCGGUGUUGUUGCUGUCGGGUUCGAGCUCGCCGCUCGCCGCCGGCCCGGACUCGAGCCCCUUGAAACGUGUCAAGGACGUCUUCGAGUUCAUCACCUACCACCGCUGGAAGAAGGCCGGCGACACCAUGCCCAAGAGCAGGGAAGAGGUGUUGCCCAUGAUGCAAUUCUGGGCACGGUGCCUCAAAAGUAGACGGGGCGUGCCUGACGACGCGGUAGAAAUCAGCUAA